AUGGGGCACCUAAAAAAUAUUCAUAAGGCAGCUUUCCGAGAGCUUACCGAUGAUGGCUCAACAAAAAUUACGGAUUCUUUACCCUCAACAAGUUUUAAAUCUAUAAAGGAACCCACUAAAGAAGCAGAUAGAAGUGACGCCUUGAAAGAACCUGAAAAUAAAACUGUUGGUCCACCAAAACGCCAAAAAACUAUUCAAGCUAGUUUUGAAGGGAUUUAUGCUUUCUCGGCCAAUGGUGACAAAACUAUUAAAAUUAAUAAUGCCUUAGUAUAUAUGGUGUGUAAGGAUAAUCAGCCAUUUACUAUUGUAGAGAACGAAGGCUUUCGCAAUUUCCUUAAAGUGAUUGAGCCGCGUUAUAAACUUCCCAAUAAAACAACCCUCACUCGUUGGGUUGAUGACAAAUACGCCGCCCUAUCAGGAAUCAUCCGUGAAAAGUUGUCGGGCAUUGAAAAUCUGACUUUGACAACUGACAUGUGGUCAGAAUCGAUGUCCAUGAGGAGCUUUCUUGGAGUCACAGCUCAUUUCGGUGUUGGCAGUGAGUUGUUUUCUAUCACUCUGGGAGUAAGCCAAUCAAAUGAACGCCAUACAUCACAACACAUUGCUGAAAUGCUGCUGAACACUUGCGACGAAUGGAGUAUUGACAAAGACCAAAUUUCGGCUGUGGUGACGAACAAUGCACCAAAUAUGGUGAAAGCUGUAGAGCUAGCCUUUGGUAAAAAGCACAUACCUUGUUUUGCUCAUAUUUUAAACUUGGUUGCACAAAAUUCAAUAGAACAAUGCAAACCACUACGCGAGUUAAUAAGCAAAGUCAAAGAUGUUGUGACGUGGUUUAAACAGAGCAACAUAGCAAGCAACGAACUCCGUAAAUCAACCUCAGACGAAACUAAAUUAAUUCAACAGGUGCCUACUAGAUGGAAUAGCACAUAUUAUAUGAUUGAGCGAUUCAUCGAACUUCGUGAGAUUGUUAACAAUAUAAUCAUCAGACACAAAAAUGCACCAGCUAUGCUGCAUGCGUCAGAACUUGCACAUCUAAGUUCAGUUCUACAGGUACUACGUCCAAUAGAAGCUGCUACGAAGGAGGUCUCAGGUGAUAAGUAUUGCACUAGCAGCAAAGUAAUACCACUUAUUCAUUGCCUCGUUUUAAAAAUUAAGCCUCUGAGCUUCGACGACUCGAUUGCCAAAGAGCUACAGUCUCUGGUUCUUAAGGAGAUUCAGAAGAGAAUGGGUGUCAUCGAAAACGUAACUCCCCUCGCUAUAGCCACGGUAUUGGACCCCAGAUUCAAGAAAAUGCAUUUUACGGAUCCGCUUGCAUGCUCUGCUGCUGUAGGAAAAAUAAAAGAUCUCAUGAAAGCCGCAGCCCACAACACGACCAAAGAUUCGGAGUCAUCGGAACUUUCUGAUAAAAAUGAGGAUAACUAUUCAUUGUGGGAGGACCACCACAAGCUAGUCCAUAAAAGUUGGAAAUUGUCAAAGGCCGAUGACACUAUUUCUGAUGAGCUGGCCAUAUAUCUACGUUGCCCAGUGGGUAGACUCACUGAAAACCCAUUGGAAAUUUGGAAGGACUUGGAGAUACAGCUCCACAAUUGA
Messenger RNA from Bactrocera neohumeralis, 1587 nucleotides. Its product is annotated as zinc finger BED domain-containing protein 4-like. The record is from RefSeq and is a predicted model, not a curated record. Bases 1 to 1587 code for a protein of 528 amino acids. NCBI's taxonomy places the organism in Eukaryota, Metazoa, Arthropoda, Insecta, Diptera, Tephritidae. The transcript has a single exon.